Rosa rugosa (rugosa rose) is the source of this 729-nucleotide messenger RNA. Its product is annotated as glycine-rich protein 23-like. Bases 224 to 532 code for a protein of 102 amino acids. The record is from RefSeq and is a predicted model, not a curated record. The transcript is spliced from 2 exons. Lineage: Eukaryota; Viridiplantae; Streptophyta; Magnoliopsida; Rosales; Rosaceae.
CUCGAUCUGAUUGAACUUACAGCGUGCUAUGUCCGAUACGUCGACAAGCUUCAGGAAUGAAUACUUAACCACUAAGCUUAGAUAUUCUCUCAUUGUCCCUCUUAUAAGUGGCCUAUAAAUAUCCGGACUCCGGAAGAUAUCAAUCUCAAUUCCAAUAUUAGACACCUACAUUGCAUUUUCAUUUCCGAGGAUCAAACUCAAAAAGCUAGAUAAGGUCAGAGAGAUGCCUCCUCACGGUGGCGGGGGUCCAGGCGGCGGUGGCGGUGGUGGGGGUUUUGGACCUUUCGGCUGCUUAGGCGGCCUUCUACAAUCUUGUGCUUAUUUCCUGUGCUGCUGCUGCCUACUGGAGAACUGCUGUGGACCAAUGUUUGGUGGUGGUGGUGGUGGUGGUCCUGGUGGUGGUGGUGGUGGUGGUCCUCACGGUGGUGGUGGCGGUGGUUUUGGUGGUGGAGGUGGUGGUUUUGGUGGUGGAGGUGGUGGUCGUGGUGGUGGAGGUGGUGGUCGUGGUGGUGGUGGUGGUGGGCGUUUCUGAUCAUCAGAUCAUCUGCUUUUGGAUCUGCUGGUUGUGCUCAAAUACAUGCAUGCAUGAUGUAAUAAUUAAGUUAACUAGCUAGCAAGUGAGAUAUUGGCAUUUUGCUGCUGUUUUUAGCAAACUUGCAACUCCGACGAGUCUAGCCAAAUUCAUGUAUUUCAUUUUAAUUUCCCAUCUGUCUAAAUUUCUUUCCUUAA